Porites evermanni is the source of this 966-nucleotide messenger RNA. NCBI's taxonomy places the organism in Eukaryota, Metazoa, Cnidaria, Anthozoa, Scleractinia, Poritidae. The record is from the annotation of a GenBank genome assembly.
AUGGCAGAACUAAGCAAUAUUACGGAAGAUGAAAACCAAAAGACAUCCCUAGAACAGUCCUGCUCGGCAGAAUUUACUGGAGUCGUACAUGGUAAACUGCUCUUUCUUCCAGCGAUAAAUAUCUUUUUCUCCAUUGCUGCAUUUCUGGGCAACAGUCUGAUCCUAGUUGCCUUACACAAAGAAUCUUCACUUCGUCCGCCGUCCAAACUCCUGUAUCGUAACCUCGCGUUAACUGAUCUGUGUGUUGGUAUCGUUGUGGAGCCUCUGAAUGUUGUUUCUUGGAUUUCGAUGCUGAACGAAAAAUGGAAUAUUUGCUAUUACGCAAGUGUAACAAAUUUUAUCUCAGGUUUACUUCUAUGUGUGGUUUCUUUAUUUACACUCACUGCAUUAAGCGUUGACAGACUUCUCGCUCUUGUGCUUGGAAUUAGAUACAGACAAGUUGUAACUUUGAGGAGAACAUAUUUAAUUGUAGCUGCCAUGUGGAUUUUGUCCAUUGUCCUCGCGUUAUUCACAUUAAUCUACUAUUGGAAUCCUCAGAGUCAUGUUCCAUCACGGCUCCUUGGCACAGUAAUCAUUGUAUGUCUUUUUACUUCUUUUUUUUCAUACACAAAAAUUUUUAUCACUCUUCGCCAUAACCAACAUCAAGUACACAGCCACAUUUCUCAAGAGCAACCGAGCCAAGCCGUUGCCUUGACCACAACUCGAUACAGAAAGGCAGUGUACAGUGCACUGUGGGUGCAGGUAGCAUUGGUUGCUUGCUAUCUGCCGUUCUUUAUUACCGCAAUGAUAUUGGCAUCUCAAAGAGGAAGAAGGGUGUCUUCUUCGGUUUGGCUUGCUUCGCAAUUUGCGGCUACUUUGGUUUAUCUAAACUCUUCCUUUAAUCCAUUGCUUUACGGUUGGAAGAUCAGAGAAUUAAGGCAAGCUGUAAAAGAAACAUUAAGGCAACUUUUUCGUUUAUCGAGUUAG